CAGUGAUCUAUGAAACACAUCUAUCGCCAUCUCACGGCUAUUUUGAACUGAAGCAGUGCAGCCAUUGCUCUGAGAAAUGCCCAAGGAACAUCACAGCGAAUGGCGAGGUGAUAAUGCAAGCUGUAGAGCAGCUGAAGAAAAGGGGCAUGGUGGACAAGGUGACGGACAUGACGAUUCCUUCAGCGCACCGUCCCACAGAUCUGCAGAUGAAGCAGACUCUCCCAGAAAAGAUUCCGAUCAAUCCUGUUUUCAGUCGUUCAAAGAGGAGUACGAGGAGGUUGAACGCACUGCACCACUAACCACCCGCAAGAAGUUAACACGAAAGAGGUUCAAAGGUCAAAAUAGAGUUGGGCAGCAGCACAGGAGUAACAGGGUACCUGUCCUCGCCCCCCUCAAGCUCCUAGAUGGCACCAGUCAACGCAUAGCAUCAGCCCAUCAGAGGCACAACCAGCAGCUGAGCAAUGAGGUGUGGGAUCUGCAGCGGCAACUGCGCACCACCGUGCAGGAGAAUCGGCUACUCCAGCGUCUACAGUGCAGACACGCAGCUGCGCUGCUGCACUUCCAGGACAUCCAGGGCAGCCUGCCCCAACUGCUCCAUAAUCACAGCAGUGAGGUUAGAGCACUCCAGGAGCUCCUGCGCAGAGCUAAAACUCACAUCAACCUUCUCGCACGCAAGCUGCGGAGCACAGAGAGCGCACUGCUGCACACCCGCGACACGCUGCAGUGGCUACAGUGCCUCAGCAAGGACCAGAACCUGGAGGAGCGAGAGACCCUGACACAGCGCCUCACUGUACUCACUGUGGACUUGGAGAAGAAGAACAAAAGGAUUCAGGAUCUGGAGACAAACCUUGCGCUGAGCACUGCAUCAUUUAAUCGUCAAAUGAGCUCGGAAAUGAGAAAGACGAUGGAAGCCCGAGACCUGUCCCGACAUCUGGAGGAAUUAAUAAGUAAUUUAAUGCAGAAAAUCAAGGGGAUGGAGAAAGAAUUGGCGAACCAUGAUAUCUACUCGCACAGAUUUCUGAAAGGCAGUUUAAAGAAAGGGACAAAAGAAAGCAAAUUUGUUCAGACAGAACCUUUGUCACCUAUAGUACUUGAAACUCCUCCUCUCCUAAUGCAGACAGAGUAUCCACAAAAAGACAAUGAGAAGAAGCCUUGGUUUCACUUACAGGAGUUUGAUGCCAGUGAACCAGCAAAGGACAGGAGCAGUGAGGACAAACUGAUGCAGAAAGAUAAUGAGCAAACCUCUAAUGAGACACCUCCUGCGACAGAAGAGACCAAAUUAGUUCAAACUGAACCUUUGUCGUCUAUAGCAUUUGAAACUCCUCCUCUCUCACUGCAGAUAAAGUAUCCACAGAAAGACAUUGAGAAGAACGCUUGGGGAUUUGAUGCCAGUAAACCAGCAAAGGACAGGAGCAGUGAGGACGAACUGACGCACAAGGAAAAGGAGGAAACCUCUAAUGAGACACCUCCUGCGACAGAAGAGACCAAAUUAGUUCAAACUGAACCUUUGUCGUCUAUAGCAUUUGAAACUCCUCCUCUCUCACUGCAGAUAAAGUAUCCACAGAAAGACAUUGAGAAGAACGCUUGGAGAUUUGAUGCCAGUAAACCAGCAAAGGACAGGAGCAGUGAGGACGAACUGACGCACAAGGAAAAGGAGGAAACCUCUAAUGAGACACCUCCUGACAUUGGAAGGACUAGUGGCACUGAUGGAAUUAAGCUGGAGUAUGAUGCAGAGCAGGAAGAAAUGACAGCCAACCUCACUCAGGACUUAGCAUUUGAGGGGCACAAUUCACAAGAUAAUAAUGACCAGUUAGUUAUCACUCAGUCACCGUCAACAAAAAAGGCCACCAAAUCCCUAGGCAAGAAUAGACAGCAAUACAUAUUUAAAGAGACCAUCCUGAACCUACACAGUGGGACACCUGCUUAUGGAACAAGUCAAAGAUCUGGACCAAGGUUCCACAGAUGUAACAAACCCAAAGCCACUACCACCGUUCUUGACACUGGUACAUAUGACCCAUCAUUUUUUGUGCCAGCAUCCACAUCAUCAAUGAAGCAGGAGCCACAGCCAAUAGUGAGGCCAAGCAAUACCAAAAAGAACAACUUGAUGAAGGAACUGUUUGGUCAAGUAAAAUUGGUUGAGCAGAUGCCUGAUAAUAAACUAGACGCUGGCACUAAAUCCUCAGAUCCAACUAAUCUCAGAAUUUAAGAAGUUAAGCCAUGUGAAGGCUCUUAUCUUAGCCUGUUUAAUCAAUA
This is a messenger RNA of Pangasianodon hypophthalmus (striped catfish), 2253 nucleotides long. RefSeq names its product lebercilin-like protein. Bases 77 to 2206 code for a protein of 709 amino acids. The transcript has 12 exons. Gene Ontology annotation, cellular component: axoneme. Lineage: Eukaryota; Metazoa; Chordata; Actinopteri; Siluriformes; Pangasiidae. Gene Ontology annotation, biological process: intraciliary transport. The record is from RefSeq and is a predicted model, not a curated record.